Cornus florida is the source of this 1122-nucleotide messenger RNA. RefSeq lists its product as uncharacterized. The record is from RefSeq and is a predicted model, not a curated record. Gene Ontology annotation, cellular component: nucleus; cyclin-dependent protein kinase holoenzyme complex; cytoplasm. NCBI's taxonomy places the organism in Eukaryota, Viridiplantae, Streptophyta, Magnoliopsida, Cornales, Cornaceae. Gene Ontology annotation, biological process: regulation of cyclin-dependent protein serine/threonine kinase activity; mitotic cell cycle phase transition. The transcript is spliced from 5 exons. Gene Ontology annotation, molecular function: cyclin-dependent protein serine/threonine kinase regulator activity. Bases 1 to 1122 code for a protein of 373 amino acids.
AUGACGGAUUACGAUCCACGUCGUCCAUUGCUUCAGCCAAAUGAAGUUGCAGUAUUUCACGGACUCUUCCAAGUCGAAUCGCGGUUCAAGAUCAAGCAAAGUUACUUCGAGACCGGGAGACAUUCAACCAUGCGUAGACACGCCAUUGCUUGCAUUCAGAAAUAUUCCGAUUGUCCGGACUUUGAUGCUUUCACACCGUAUCUUGCAAUGAACUAUUAUGACAGCUUCCUCUCGGAUCAUUCACUGCCGAAUGAAAACGAAUUGGAGUUUGCGAGUAAGGAUCUUAUGAAAAUGGAGCUUCAUAUACUCAAUACACUGAAAUGGCGAAUGCGAUCUUUCACUCCGAUAUGCUUUGCGAAAUUCUUCUUUUCUCAAUUGAAGCCAACAGGAGAACAAUUGAAAACGAGACCUGUUUUCAUAAUCAUCAUAAGAUCUCAAAACAAUAUCGCGUUCACACAGUUCAGGCCGUCGGUAGUGGCUGCAUCUGCAGUUCUCAAGCAUUUGUCGAAUGUGUCUCCCGAGCAAUUGGAUGACUUCAAAGAGACAUCUUGCACUUUUGUUCCAGCGGAUGAACUAAAGUUGUGCCUCGAGGAGAUGGAGAAAUGGUACAAAAUCCAAUUCGGAGAUGGAGGCGGAGGAGGAGGACCACCAGAAAAAAGACUCAGUGAGACUAUUGAUAUUCCAGGGGCCAGAGGUGGUGCUAGUUCUUCAUCAGCCGCUGGCGGUGGAGGUGGAGGUGGAGGUGCCGAUUCUUUACCGACACUGUUAGAUGCGGCUCGGCCAUCAAUAGCAUUCAGAGGACAACGACCUGGCAAAGACACAGUAGCAGAAGAAGACGAGGAUGUGGAGGAGAAGGAGGAGGAGGAGGAGGACGUUCUGAGCAGUUUAACCAGUGCGAGUGGUGAUGCAUCACCGGCACCGUCAGGACGACGACCUGGCAAAGAGCCAGUAGUAGAAGAAGAAAAAAAGGAGAGGGCAGCUAAGGAGGAGAUCAAAGAGGCUGAGGAGGAGUUUUUGAUGAAUUUCCCACUGGAGUGGACUUCUGAUGAUAUCAAAAAAACCGCCAAAGCCCUUUCCAAAGGUGGGUUUGCUGGAAUUACGCAAUUCUGCGACAUACUCUAG